AUGGUGCGCACGAGCCACGUCAUUUUCGAGAGAGAGGGCAUCCUCUUGGAUUGUCAGGGUGUUCCUACAGGAAGUUGUGGCCAUGUUUUCAAAAAGUAUAAUCGACACUGCCCCCAGGAGCUGCGUAAAAAGUUUAUAGGUGACAACCUCACCUCUUCGGCUGAGGUGCUCUCCGAGGGCCUUUCUACACCCAUUCGAAAAAAUAACUUCCAGGAUAUCCUGCGCAGCGUUCUUGUGGCCGAAAGUUGGAGAGAUACAAAAAUUCGCAGCGGAGUGGUCGACCUAGUACAGUACUUGGAAAGCUGCAAUAUCCCGAUGGCUGUUGUCUCCUCCGUGCGCAGCAGUGCACCACAAAUGCAUUCGCCAAAGUUGGCUAGCCUGUGGACCAAGUUUAACCAUACAAUUUGCUCGGACGACCCGGACGUAAGAUACUUUAUCUGA
Dibothriocephalus latus is the source of this 441-nucleotide messenger RNA. The record is from the annotation of a GenBank genome assembly. Lineage: Eukaryota; Metazoa; Platyhelminthes; Cestoda; Diphyllobothriidea; Diphyllobothriidae.